This is a messenger RNA of Ceratotherium simum simum (southern white rhinoceros), 2572 nucleotides long. It is a transcript of the gene BHLHE40, whose product is annotated as basic helix-loop-helix family member e40. The record is from RefSeq and is a predicted model, not a curated record. Lineage: Eukaryota; Metazoa; Chordata; Mammalia; Perissodactyla; Rhinocerotidae. Gene Ontology annotation, molecular function: protein dimerization activity; DNA binding. Gene Ontology annotation, biological process: regulation of DNA-templated transcription.
CCCGCCUCCCCGCCCGCCCCACUUCUCAUUCACUUGGCUCGCACGGCUCAGACGGCGCAGGGAGCACACACCGCCAGUCUGUGCGCAGAGCCAGAGCCAGAGGCCGCGGGGACACCAUGCACGCCCCCAACUGAAGCAGCACCUCAAAGCCGCAGCUCCCAGCAGCCUAGCGGAUUUCAGGGAGCUCAGACUCAGAAGAACUCCUGUGGAGAGACCCCCCCCCAAACCCUCUUCCAGUACAGUCUUCAUCCCGACGUUCCGCUACUGCAGGCAGGAGCGCACAGUGCCCCGGCUCGCCGCGCCAUGGAGCGGAUCCCCAGCGCGCAACCGCCCCCCGCCUGCCUGCCCAAAGCGCCAGGACUGGAGCCCGGAGACCUACCAGGGAUGGAUUUUGCCCACAUGUACCAAGUGUACAAGUCGAGACGGGGAAUGAAGCGGAGCGAGGACAGCAAGGAGACCUACAAACUGCCGCACCGGCUCAUCGAGAAAAAGAGACGUGACCGGAUUAACGAGUGCAUCGCCCAGCUGAAGGAUCUCCUCCCCGAACAUCUCAAACUUACAACUUUGGGUCACUUGGAAAAAGCGGUGGUUCUUGAACUUACCUUGAAGCAUGUGAAAGCACUGACAAACCUAAUUGAUCAGCAGCAGCAGAAAAUCAUUGCCCUGCAGAGCGGUUUACAAGCUGGUGACCUGUCGGGGAGAAAUGUGGAAGCAGGCCAAGAGAUGUUCUGCUCAGGUUUCCAGACGUGUGCCCGGGAGGUGCUUCAGUACCUGGCCAAGCAUGAGAACACGCGGGACCUGAAGUCUUCACAGCUCGUCACUCACCUCCACCGAGUGGUCUCAGAGCUGCUGCAGGGUGGCACCUCCAGGAAGCCGUCAGACCCAGCGCCCAAAGUCAUGGACUUCAAGGAGAAACCGAGCUCCCUGGCCAAAGGCUCCGAAGGCCCUGGGAAAAACUGUGUGCCCGUCAUUCAGCGGACUUUUGCUCACUCAAGUGGGGAGCAGAGUGGCAGUGACACGGACACAGACAGCGGCUAUGGAGGAGAAUCAGAGAAGGGUGACUUGCGCGGCGAGCAACCGUACUUCAAGAGUGAUCAUGGACGCAGGUUCACCAUGGGAGAAAGGAUCGGUGCUAUUAAGCAAGAAUCUGAAGAACCCCCUACAAAAAAGAGCAGGAUGCAGCUCUCAGAUGAUGAAGGCCAUUUCACUAGCAGUGACCUGAUCAGCAACCCGUUCCUGGGCCCACACCCACACCAGCCUCCCUUUUGCCUGCCCUUCUAUCUGAUCCCACCGUCAGCAACAGCCUACCUGCCCAUGCUGGAGAAGUGCUGGUAUCCCACCUCUGUCCCAGUGUUGUACCCCGGCCUCAACGCCUCCGCUGCAGCCCUCACCAGCUUCAUGAACCCAGACAAGAUCUCGGCCCCCUUGCUCAUGCCCCAGAGACUCCCUUCUCCCUUGCCAACCCAUCCUGCCAUCGACUCUUCUGCCCUGCUCCAGGCUCUGAAGCAGAUCCCCCCUUUAAACUUAGAAACCAAAGACUAAACUCUUAGGGGAUCCUGCUGCUUUGCUUUCCUUCCUCCCUACUUCCAAAAAACAAUUGUGUUUGUGAAUGCAGCGAGAUUGUUCUGGUGUGUAUGCCGCGAUCAUCUGAGGCGUGGAGAGAAGAUUUGGGGGGUGUGAGUGUGUGUGUGUGAGUGUGUGUGAGUGUAUGUGCCUCGUGUGUUGGUAUAGGACACUGAAGCUCCUUUUGGCGUAGGGAAGACAUGAAGGAUUGCCUGACAUCAGGAGAUUUAGGGGGGAUUGUAGCAGACCUCUGGGCUUUUCCCCACCCAGAGAAUAGCCCCCUCUGAUACAAAAUCAGCUGGAUUUUCAAAAGCUGCAAAGUCUUGGUCUGUGAGUCAGUCUUCACCUUGGGAGCCGGGUCUGUGGCUUUGAGAAAAAGGUACUUUCAAAAGAGGGCUUUCCAGAGUACAGUUCCCAGCCAGCCCUUAUGACCCCACCCUUCUCCCUUUUCUUGUCGCCGUGACUCACCAUAUGGGGAGAGGGCAGCCAGACUGAGCUCUCUGCAAAGUGGUGAGGUAGCAGACACUGGCAUAGCACGGUAGUGGUUUGGGGAGAUUUCCGCAGGUCUGCUCCCCACCCCUGCCUCGGAUGAAUAAAGAGAAUGUAGUUCCCUACUCAGGCUUUCAUAGUGAUUAGCUUACUGAGGAACUGAAAAGGGUACAGGCCAAGCUGCCAGGGGAUGAGGGAGGAGUGCCUGGGGUCUCUGGCACCUGUUUCUGAGUCUCAUCUAGAAACAUUCUUGCUGUCCAGGGAACCAAACCACAGUCUGAGAGAUCCAGGCGCCUAGGUUCCCAACACCCCAAAGUGCUUAAAGCCAGGUAACAAAUUGCUGCCUUCAACAAGCAGAGCUCGACUCCGUUUUCAGUUCUAUCUUAAAACUCCUUUUAACCAAGCUUAGCUUCUUAAAGGCCUAACCAGCCCUUGGCACAGCAAGAUCCUUUCUGCAGGCUGAUUCCCCUCGUCCGACAGCACAUGGAGUGUCCUUACUGCUGAAAAGGAUUCUGUCUCC